Messenger RNA from Laetiporus sulphureus 93-53, 1428 nucleotides. Its product is annotated as kinase-like protein. The coding region runs from base 79 to 1338 and encodes 419 amino acids. The record is from RefSeq and is a predicted model, not a curated record. Gene Ontology annotation, biological process: protein phosphorylation; regulation of mRNA processing; spliceosomal complex assembly. Lineage: Eukaryota; Fungi; Basidiomycota; Agaricomycetes; Polyporales; Laetiporaceae. The transcript has 6 exons. Gene Ontology annotation, molecular function: protein kinase activity; ATP binding.
AUGUGCUACAACUGGUGGAGGACAACGAAACUCGCUUUUCGACCAGCCAUCUCCCAGCGCCGCUUUUUCAGGACUACCAUGUCGUCUCCUAAGCAGCCUACUAAUUAUCGCAUCUCUGUUGGUCAUGAUGGGAAGGCCAACAUGGAUCUCACGUUCGUCUCUGAGGCGCUCGACAUGCCCGCAGAAAGAGGAUACGGCUGGGCACGGUUCGACUUUGGUGACCGCAUUGGACCGAACGAACGCUAUACGAUUAUGCGCAAAUUGGGCUGGGGAAUGCAUUCGAGUACAUGGUUAGCUCGAGAUAGCGUGAAGAAUAAUUUUGUCGCAAUUAAAGCACUUACGGGGUACAUGACGAGCCUCAUACCUACCGGACAAUGUUGGGAGCCAGACGCACUUCGUCUUGUCUCUUCACCGCCACAAUCGCCUUAUUGCCAGCGUUACAUUACCGAAUUUACCGUCCCCGGGCGCGUCGCGACUGACGGAGAUCACCUAUGUAUCGUUACACCCGUGUACGGUGGCGACGUCAAGGCAUUGGUUUACGCAUUAUGCCGGGAGAAACCCAGGGCUUUUCCCCUCCGCCUCGCAAAGCGCAUCAUUCUCCACCUGCUGCGCGGACUCGCACACGCGCACAGCCGCCGGGUCAUCCACACCGAUUUGAAGCAUGACAACAUCUUCUUCACGACUGAGAUGGGAACCGAGGACAUUGAGCGGUGGAUUGCUGAGGACCCUCCUCGUCACCACGACCCGGAAGUGUCGCAGGGCACCAUUAUCCAUACGGCAGUGUCCCAGCCGUUGCCUAUGAUAUCCAUGGAGGAGGCGCUACGUGCUACAUACUUAAUCGGUGAUUUCGGAAUCGCUGUCCAUUCAAAACUACACGCCAACCGCGUUAUAACCGUUCCUCCUCUCCGGCCUCCAGAAAUGUUCCUUGGCGGAGAGUGGGACAAAAGUGCGGACAUCUGGUCGUUUGGGUGUUUGGCCUACGAGCUCAUAAAUGACCGUGUAUUAUUCCGCUACCAGGUUAACAAGAAAUUCAAUCUCCCCGAGACUGAAAACAUGUUGUACCAAAUGAUGUGCUUCACCGGGGAGCCGUUUCGCGCGAAGCAGCUCAACGUCUCUCCGCUCGCGGCAGAAUACUUUAACGAGAGAUGCGAGUUGAAGCUUGAUCCGGAGAUCAUGGACUUAUGCAUUGAGGCGCAAAUGACAGUGUGGAAAGUCGUGCCCGAAAACCUCAUAGACGACACUGGCGCAUUCCUGCGGAGAUGUCUGCAUCUUGAUCCGGACGAGCGGGCGACGGCGGAGGAGUUGUUGAGCGAUCCAUGGCUUGUUGACGCGGAAUAAUAUGCCAUGCGCAGACUGUGGAGAAUACUCCUUUGAUAGAUAGAUAGAUAGAUAGGUAUGUGGAUGAUUGACGAAUUACUGCUCUACUCA